Messenger RNA from Verticillium dahliae VdLs.17, 2811 nucleotides. RefSeq lists its product as uncharacterized. The record is from RefSeq and is a predicted model, not a curated record. The coding region runs from base 1 to 2811 and encodes 936 amino acids. The transcript has 2 exons. NCBI's taxonomy places the organism in Eukaryota, Fungi, Ascomycota, Sordariomycetes, Glomerellales, Plectosphaerellaceae.
AUGGAAUUCACCAUCUCAAAAUCCGUGGCCGAAGAGCCCUCCGAGUUAUCCACCAAGCUGUCAGCGGGAAGGAAAAGUGCAACUACAACGAACAAGUUCAUCGGACUUCUGCUUAUUCUCUCUGUCUUCGGCGUCUGCCGAGAGAUCCUGACGCAGUACUUCCCGCGAGAGGCUAUGAGAAACUUGGACACCACUUAUACAGCGUCAAGGAAAACGGCCCUAGACGACUUUGUCACGCCAGAGACUGCCCAAGCUCUGGAAAACGAUGUCAAACUUCGGCGAAGCAUUCUCGCCAUGGUCGACUUCACUGCGGACAUGUCCAACAUUUUGGCGACCCGUUACGCAUCUCCUGAACUGCACGAGGCAACCGAGGUUCUGCAGGCCUAUCGUUCCAAAAUGCUUCGUAGCAUCCCCGAAAGCGAAGCCUCCGCUAUUGAGAAGCGACAGCUGCCUUCCCUCGGCAAUCUAAUCGGUGGUGGCGGAGAUGCCACCCCCGGAGCUGGAGGUUUGAUGGACGGCCUGGGCAAACUUGUCUCCGGUGGCUUGAGUAACAUAGGAAGUAGCCUCGCUGCAGAUGCCUCCGGGGCGGGCCUGUUCUUGGGCAUCGGUGUUGGGGCCGGCGCGGCCCAGGGACUCAACAUCUCGACAGCCGAACGGACAACACAGAUCGCUGCCAAGGUGGCGUCUGAUAACAAGAUGGAAGCCACGGGCUUGAACCCGACCAUUCAGAAUCUGGGCGUUGGCCUUACCUCGAGCCUGCUUGGCGCUGUCAACGUUUCCUCCCUCGCUUCUGGCAUUGAUGUGCAGUCCCUCGUCAUGUCACUCGCUCAGGGCCUAGGAAAUGGUACUGUUGCUGGCCUCAAUCUCAAUCCCGCAGCGCCCAUGUUGAUGGUCAGCAAUGAAACAAGCAUCGCCAAUAUCGCUGGUACCCUUGGCUUCGGCUUGACGCAAUCGGUUACCUCAAAUAUCGACACAAAAGCCAUUAUUGGCUCACUGAACAAUCCCAAUAACACGGCUGCCAUCAUGAAGAAUCUUCCAGACGCCGCCGCCGGCAUCGGCAGAGGUCUGGGAGAAGGUGCAGCCGUUGGCCUCGGCCUUCAGGCAAGUAUGCCUGUUGCCAUGCGCCAGAUGCCCGAUGGCGCAAUCGACAUCCUCGGUGUUUCGCAGACCUUCACUAAGGAGCUGACGGCUAGCUUCUUGCAAAAUGGUACUGCUUCAAAGCUAGCCGGCAUGCUUGGCGGUUCCAUGGGCAUGCAGCCUCCUGCCAACAAUGCCGGUGGCAUCCCGAGUACCAUUUCCAUCAACGGGCAGAGUGUUGAGAUCAGCCGUGUUGCUCAAGGCUUUGCCAGUGGUCUGCUGCAAGGUGCAGGCGACACCAUCCAAGGCAUGGGAGGCGUCCAAGCCCUGGCCGAUUUUAGCUCCAACACACAGACAGGAAAUGUGCCCAUGGACGCCAUGCCCCCUACGAAAGUUCAAUUUGACGACGGCAUAGGCGGUGCUGCAGCUGGCCUUGGUGCUGGCAUCGGCGGUCAAGGUGUUCUGCUGGUUUCAAUGCUCAUCGCCAACCCUACGGGCACCCCGGCGGUCGCCGUGCCUCCUCCAGCUGCACCGGCGCCCAGGAGCCCAACCCCAGACAUGCAAGUCCCGGCAACACCGGCUCCCGGCGAUAUGCCCUCCCUCCCGACACGUUUGCGCAGGGGCCCCGGGCUAGCCUCCCGACAGGACCCCUCUGUCAACGUUGACACGUCAAAAGGUUUCAACCUGUCUGUCAUCAUAAACGCGCAGACUGUUUCGUCAGCGGCUCAAGGGGGCAUUGACGCCCUGACCUGCCAGGGCGUGGGUGGUGGCCUCGGCAACAUCUUGCUCGGCUUGCUUCGAAGCAAGACCAUCUCGACAGGCUCUCUGAACAAUGAUAAUACUACAAAAACGAUUCGGCAGGUAAUUCCUACGGGGAUCAUCAAGAUCAAGAACGAGGGGAACACGUACAACAUUGAUGGCGGCGUCAUUCGUGAAAGCUUCGGCAAUAACAUACUUGGCGCCGUCAAUGGCAUCGAGAUUAAUGGCAUGAAGCUGGCCGCCUGGAUUGCCUUCAUUGUCAUCCAUAGUCAGUAUUCCAAACCCCGGCUAUCCUUGCACAUUAUUGCUUACUUUUCCGUUACAGUUUUGUUUGCCACUGUUGCCUUCGUCAACGUUCUACCCAUCGCGCUCGGCCUCGAGAGCGUGCGAAAUCUGUUGCAUAAAGCCAACCUUCCUCAUAUUCUGCCUAAGAUUCCCAAGUGGAACAACAUUAUGUGGUUAUUUGUUAUUGCACCUUCAAUUCUUAUCGUUUUCGUUUUCGGCGUCGUCCUCUAUGGCAACACGCGCCACUUCCGCACCGCCCAUGGAAUCAUCAGUCUUAUCACAACGCUGGUGGGAAUCGGAGCAGUGGCGCUUCACAUUUUUGUCAAGGUCAUAUCGCCGCCUCAGAGCAUCCGCGAUCAUCUCCCCCAAGGCCUUUUCAGCCUCCCCAAUGUCCGGGGCAUUGUCAAUCAGCUUUUCCUGUUUUUAGCCGUGGCUUCAGCCAUGACUGGCUUCGCAGACCUCAGCUCCGUUGCGCUUUGCCUGACGCAGAUCAUUCCCUUCGACAUUGCACUCAGUGUAGGCUUCGGCCUAUCGACACCAUUUGCUCUAGGGUCCUCUAUCAUCGGUCUUGAAGCAUACCUGAGCUUCCGCGAGGCUCGGAUGAAGAAGAAAGCCCUGAAGAAUGGCAGCAAGAACAAGGAGGAAGUUGUUAUUGUGAAGCUUGCCAGUGACGGAUCUGAGAUGAUUUAA